Coccidioides immitis RS is the source of this 1327-nucleotide messenger RNA. Its product is annotated as stress responsive A/B barrel domain-containing protein. The record is from RefSeq and is a predicted model, not a curated record. NCBI's taxonomy places the organism in Eukaryota, Fungi, Ascomycota, Eurotiomycetes, Onygenales, Onygenaceae. The transcript has 4 exons. The coding region runs from base 534 to 860 and encodes 108 amino acids.
GGGAUGCCAUAACUGUCAACACCCAGGCCAUUGCCAGAAAUGAUGUGACCCAAAAUGGGAGAAGUACCUGAUAGGGAUGGGUUGCUGGCCGGAACAUCUAACUAAUGAGUUUAGUAGUUGGCUAAAUCUUCCGGAAAAUACGCAAGCACCCGACGUAUGUCCUCCGCCGGGAACAGGUAUCCGAACAGCCCAUGGGAGGGCCUCCGGCUGAGGGGCGCGCGAAUUCAUUGUUGUAGCCUCUUAUGGAUGGUCGUUCCUUCGGAGGUUCGGGAUGAUGCCGGGGCGGAAUUUUGGAAUCAUCGACGGAGAGUGCGGAACAGUACUUCCAACCCCACUAACUCUUACCCCACAUCCAUUCCGAGACGAGGACUUUUUGCGCAAUGGAGGAUACUUAAUGAUGGUAGUCCUUCUGCCUUGAGUCAACUUCUAACAUUGUCCUCACCUCAUCACGUCGAUUCCCUCAGUCUACUUUCAUUGGCACCUUCGUCAUCAAACCCUCUUUCUACUAAUACCCAAACUUCAGAACAGUCACAAUGCCAAUCACUCGUGUCACUCUCUUCAAGAUUCCCGAGGAGGAGCACCGCCAGCAGGUGUUGGCUAAGUACAAGACUAUGGCGCGGGACGCCUUGAAGGACGGCAAACCUUACAUCCGCUCCGUCAGAGCCGGUUCCACGUUCGAAGACCAGCGCCGUCAGGGAUAUACCCUCGCCGUGAUUUCGGAGUUCGACAGCGUUGAUGACAUGAAGUAUUACGACAAUGACUGCCAGGCCCAUGCCAGUCUAAAGGCCGUUGCGAAGGAUGUGCAUCAAGGUGUCAUGAUGGUUUAUUUCGAGUCCGUGACAACCCCAGAGAACCUAUGAGAUAAACCUCGAAUACCAAAAGAAGAGUAAAUGCGGUAUCCAUAUAUAUUCUCUUCGAGAAGGAAUGAAUGGAGCCCGGAAAAUGGGAGAAAUCCUAGCUAUACCCGGCCAAAAAAACUCUUUGGACCGGUAUGACCAUGAUAUAUUAUGUAUAUAAAGUUGGAAUGGAAGUGAUGAUAACAUUACAUGACUGCAACCAUUGCUUCUUCCAGUCAUGUUCUUGGGGAAUUCUCGCGGUCCUGUUUCGAGAACGAAAACGGCAUGGCAGUCUUAAAAAGGCCGCUUCUCGGGGCUCUCUUGAGCUAUCUGGAAGGGAAGUUCCAUGAGGAUAAUUGAGAGUGCUCCAUUGUCUGAACUAUGAGACGUAGCAUUGAUUUCAGAUGUGGCUUUUUUUGGGGCGCGAAGAGAAUGAAAGAGAUGCGCAUGCAUCAAGGAUUAGACCUGUCUUUCAUCUCAUGUUGAUAAAU